This is a messenger RNA of Ziziphus jujuba (common jujube), 2613 nucleotides long. RefSeq names its product toMV susceptible protein tm-1(GCR26). Gene Ontology annotation, molecular function: catalytic activity. The transcript has 8 exons. The record is from RefSeq and is a predicted model, not a curated record. NCBI's taxonomy places the organism in Eukaryota, Viridiplantae, Streptophyta, Magnoliopsida, Rosales, Rhamnaceae. The coding region runs from base 163 to 2391 and encodes 742 amino acids.
UGCUUGCAUUUUGCUCACACUCUCUAGUGAUGUUGAAGUUGAAUCUCUUCCCGAUCUACCCACUCUUCCCACCCCGCUAUAUAUUGCUUCGAUUUCGGAAUUUCUUAUAUCUCACCAACUCCGACGCUCCCGGUUCAAUUCUCGCUCGGACAGUCUCCAAAAAUGGUAGCCCAAGAUAAACCCCUCCCAGUUUUCUGUAUCGGAACCGCCGAUACGAAGCUCGAAGAGCUCCGAUUCCUCGCCGACUCGGUCCGAUCCAAUCUCAAAGCCUUCUCCAAAAAUCCUUCAUCCAAGCUGCAAAUUGUCGUCGUCGAUGUUUCGGCGAGCCAGAAAGAGACCGAGAGCUUGGGCGAUUUUACCUUCAUUUCCAGAAACGAGCUUCUCCAUAGCUAUCUCGCGUCGUCGGAGCGAAUUCCAGAUGACAGAGGUGAAGCCAUUGGCGUAAUGAGCAAAGCGGUCGAAAGUUUCCUGAGAAAAGCUAAUGACGAUGGAGUUGUUGCCGGAGCUAUCGGUCUCGGAGGCAGUGGAGGGACGGCUCUGAUAUCCCCUGCACUGCGAUCUCUGCCUGUUGGAAUUCCUAAGCUCAUCGUCUCCACAGUCGCGAGCGGUCAGACCGAGCCUUAUGUUGGGACAUCGGAUUUGGUACUGUUCCCUUCGAUAGUCGAUGUGUGUGGGAUUAACAGUGUGAGUAGGGUGGUUUUGUCGAACGCUGGAGCUGCUUUCGCUGGAAUGGUUAUUGGGAGGCUUGAGAGGUCCAGGCAUAAUCAUAAUGUUGAUGAAAGACCCACUGUGGGGCUGACGAUGUUUGGGGUUACUACCCCAUGUGUGAAUGCUGUCACAGAGAGAUUGGCCAAAGAAGGUUAUGAGACCCUGGUUUUUCAUGCCACUGGGGUUGGUGGGAGAGCCAUGGAGUCUCUGGUUAGGGAAGGAUUCAUAAAGGGUGUCUUGGAUGUAACAACAACAGAGGUCGCCGACUAUGUGGUUGGAGGUGUCAUGGCUUGUGACAGUUCACGCUUUGAUGCCAUUAUAGAGAAAAAGAUUCCUUUAGUGUUGAGUGUGGGUGCCUUAGAUAUGGUGAACUUUGGAGCAAGAGAUACAAUUCCUUCCCAUUUCCAAGACAGAAAGAUUUAUGAACACAAUAAACAGGUUUCACUCAUGAGAACCACGGUAGAAGAGAACAAGAAAUUUGCUAGCUUCAUAGCAGAUAAACUGAACAAGUCAUCAUCUAAGGUCUGUGUUUGCUUGCCACAAAAGGGUAUCUCUGCUUUGGAUUCACCAGGGAAACCCUUUUAUGAUCCUGAAGCCACUACAUCUCUUAUAAAUGAACAACAAAGGCUAAUCCAGACAAACCAAGACAGGAAGGUCAAAAUAUACCCUUAUCAUAUUAAUGAUCCUGAAUUUGCAAAUGCAUUGGUUGACACGUUUUUGGAGAUUAGUACAAAGAAUUCUACGGCUUCCAAUUCAAGCCCUCUGCAAGACAGUAAUCCUGAAUCCAAGCAAGCUGUCAGUAAUGAUAUCAUUGUUCGCAGCCCAAUUGACUUUCCAGAAGCAAGACUAGAGACUUUGCAAAGAACACAGGCAAUACUUCAGCAGCUAAAAGAUCAGAUAAAUAGGGGAAAGCCAAUUAUAGGGGGUGGUGCAGGGACAGGAAUAUCUGCCAAGUUUGAGGAAGCAGGUGGUGUUGAUCUUAUAGUGAUUUACAAUUCAGGCCGCUUUCGAAUGGCAGGAAGGGGUUCCUUAGCAGGCUUGUUGCCUUUUGCUGAUGCAAAUGCUGUUGUGCUUGACAUGGCCAAUGAAGUAUUGCCAGUGGUGAAGAAGGUACCUGUUCUUGCUGGUGUGUGUGGAACAGAUCCUUUUCGUCAGAUGGAUUUCUUCCUAAAGCAGGUGGAGUCAAUUGGAUUUGCUGGGGUUCAAAAUUUUCCUACAGUUGGACUCUUUGAUGGCAAUUUUAGACAAAAUCUUGAAGAAACAGGAAUGGGAUAUGGCCUGGAGGUUGAGAUGAUUGCGAAAGCUCACAAGAUGGGUCUCUUGACAACCCCAUAUGCUUUCAACGAAGAUGAAGCUGUGGAAAUGGCAAAAGCUGGUGCUGAUAUCAUUGUGGCCCAUAUGGGACUCACCACAUCUGGCUCUAUAGGUGCUAAAACGUCUGUCACACUGGAGGAAAGUGUAGCUUGUGUACAAGAUAUUGCAGAUGCUGCACAUAGGAUCGAUCCCAAUGCUAUUGUGCUCUGCCAUGGAGGUCCCAUAUCUGGUCCAAGAGAAGCAGAAUUCAUACUGAAGAGAACGAAGGGAGUUCAUGGGUUUUAUGGAGCAUCAAGUAUGGAGAGGCUACCUGUUGAACAAGCUAUAACAAGCACGGUUCAACAGUACAAAUCGAUUUCUAUCAAAUGAACUUCAAUGCGUGUGUUUUCCCCAGAGUUCAUGUAUAUUCUUGCGGUUUGUCAUUUCUUUGGUUUUUUUACUGCCUCUGCUAACAGAGUAACAAUGUAAAGAAGCUUGACCGAUAUGAAAUUGGAUUACGUAGUGCUGUCUCCAAACUCUUGGGUAAAAAAAAAAAAAAUCUUUAUACUAAUAAAACGGAUCGAGAUGGUUUGCUAUGGUUAUUUAUUUAUA